Molecule: messenger RNA, 2412 nt
Organism: Hemisphaericaspora subhashii
Lineage: Eukaryota; Fungi; Ascomycota; Pichiomycetes; Serinales; Debaryomycetaceae
Gene: GLN4
Product: glutamine--tRNA ligase
Exons: 1
Coding region: 1-2412 (803 amino acids)
Biological process (GO): translation; glutaminyl-tRNA aminoacylation
Cellular component (GO): cytoplasm; cytosol
Molecular function (GO): ATP binding; glutamine-tRNA ligase activity
Source: RefSeq, a predicted model, not a curated record
AUGUCAUCAGAAGAAGAAUUAAUCAACUUGUUCAACAAAGUUGGAUUGGGAGAAAAGAAAUCCCAAGAAAUUAUUAAAAACAAAAAAGUAUCUUCUUCACUUUAUGAAAUCUUAACCAAUGAAUCUUCUAGUGAAUCUUAUAAUGAUAAACAAUUGGCGCUUUUACAUCAAUUAGCAAUUGAAUCUAAAGGUGGUAUAAUCCCCAAUCGUAAAUUUAUCACUGAUGCCAUUUUGGACGGACGUAUCAAGACAAAUUUACAAAUCCUGGAAGCUGUCAAAUAUUUGAAAUCUACCACUGAAGGAGCUGAUGUUUCCUUGGAUAACUUCAAUGCUGCUUCUGGUGUAGGCAUUGAAUUGACUGAAGAAGAUGUCAAGAAUGAAAUUGAGAAAUAUCUUAAUCUGAUUAAUUCAGAAUUGGAAUCAAAAAGAUAUUCAAUCUUACCUAAAGUAUUAGGUGAAGUUAAAAAAUUACCAAGUCUUAAAUGGGCAGCACCAAAUUUGUUCAAACCAACCAUUGAUGCAUUAUUCUUAGCCAAAUUAGGUCCAAAAGAUGAAAGAGACGUGGUUAAGAAGGAAAAGAAACCAAAAGCUGCUUCUAAUGCCGCCACCAAAGCAAAAACCACCACUGCUGCCGAACCUGAACGUUCUAUGUUUUCAGAAGGGUUCCUUGGUGAUUUACACAAACCAGGAGAAGAACCACAAAUGUAUCCUGAAUUAUUAAAGGCUCAUAAUGAAUUCACAAAGGGAAAAGUAUUCACUCGUUUCCCACCAGAACCUAAUGGAUUCCUUCAUAUCGGACAUUCAAAAGCUAUCAUGGUUAAUUUCGGAUAUGCUCAAUUCCAUGGGGGUCAUUGUUACCUUAGAUAUGAUGAUACUAAUCCAGAAGCUGAAGAAGAAGUUUAUUUCAGAUCUAUUAAGGAUAUGAUUGAUUGGUUGGGUUAUGAACCUUGGAAAAUCACCCAUUCUUCGGAUUAUUUCGAUGAAUUAUAUGAAUUGGCAAUCCGAUUGAUCAAAAAUGACAAGGCAUAUGUUUGUCACUGUACUCCGGAACAAGUUAAAGCCAAUCGUGGUAUGAAGGAAGAUGGUACAUUAGGUGGAGAGAGAAAACCAUGUAUUCAUAGAUCUCAAUCCAUUGAACAUAAUUUAACCGAAUUUAUUGCCAUGAAAGAUGGGAAAUAUAAAUCUGGUGAAGCUACUCUUAGAAUGAAACAAGAUUUAUCUUCCCCAUCUCCACAAAUGUGGGAUUUGGUGGCAUAUAGAGUCUUGGAUGCAGCUCAUCAUCGUACUGGUGAUAAAUGGAAGAUAUAUCCUACUUACGAUUUCACGCACUGUUUAGUUGAUUCUUUGGAAAAUAUCACUCAUUCAUUAUGUACCACUGAAUUCAUUCUUUCUCGAGAAUCUUAUGAAUGGUUAUGUGAUGCUCUUCAUGUUUAUCGUCCACCACAACGUGAAUAUGGUAGAUUGAAUUUAACUGGUACUGUAUUAUCCAAACGUAAGAUUGCCAAAUUAGUUGAUGAAAAAUAUGUUAGAGGUUGGGAUGAUCCAAGAUUAUAUACUUUAGAAGGUAUUAAAAGAAGAGGUGUCCCACCUGGUGCAAUUUUAUCAUUUAUUAAUACCUUGGGUGUAACCACUUCAACUACCAAUAUUCAAAUUGUUAGAUUUGAAAGUGCCGUUCGUAACUAUCUUGAUCAAACCACUCCAAGAUUAAUGAUGGUUUUGAAUCCAAUUGAAGUAGUUAUUGACAAUUUAGCCGAUGAUUAUGAAUUAGAAAUUGAAAUCCCAUAUAAACCAGGAGGAAAAGAUGAAUCUAAAUUUGGUUAUCGUAAAGUCAAAUUCGGUAAUAAGAUCUAUAUUGAUUCCAAUGAUAUCCGUACUGAAACUGCCGAUUCGGAUUAUUUCAGAUUAGCACCUGGUCAACCAGUUGGAUUAAUUAAAGUCCCAUUUAAUAUUAGUUAUAAAUCCGCUGAAUUUGAUUCCGAAGGUAAAAUCGUUCGUAUUCAUGUUAAUUACGAUAAUGAAGUAGAUAAACCCAAAAAACCAAAAACAUAUAUCCAAUGGGUUCCUAAAUCCAAUGCUAUUCAUAUUGAUCAAGUCAGGAUCUACAAACCAUUAUUCAAUAGUGAAAACCCUCUGGCUCAUCCAGAUGGAUUCUUGAAGGAUAUCAACCCCGAUUCCGAACAUGUGAUUACCAAUGCGGUGAUUGAAGAUAGUUUUAAGGAAGUUGAAACGAAAUCUCCAUUGAAUAUUGAGAUUGUUGGAAGUGAAUUUAAUAUUAAGGAAAAGAAAGGGUGUAAUACUGUUAGAUUCCAAGCUUUGAGAGAAGGUUAUUUCUGUGUGGAUAAGGAUUCAAAUGGGAAUAAGUUGAUUUUGAAUAGAAUUGUGACUUUGAAAGAAGAUUCUUCAAAGAAGUGA